UUAGGUCAAUUUUUACACCGGUCUGCCAAAUGUAUUCGUUUUGAUUCAACUAUGAGGUUGCUGAUCACCAGGGCCGACGGACUAGGUAGACAAGUGCUACAGUUGUGGGGGGGCCCAAGGCAGAGAGGGGCCCAUGGGAAGUUUAGAUUUUGGUUUUAAGUAGCCUAUUUUUUGGUUUUUGUUCAAAUGGUUUAAUUACAUAACUACAUGUCACGAUGAAUAUCGAUCUAAAUGCAAGCUUUGCGUAUUAAUUUAGUACAUUAUUGUAUUCCAAAAUUCUAAACACCCCUUGCAAAAAUCGCAUAAUGGUUCAGUCCACACAACUGAUUUCACAGCUCGAUUGGGUAUUCCGCCCCCAACGUAGCCUUCCCAACUGAAUGCCUUACGGUAAGGCAUUCAGUUGGGAAGGCUACGUGCGCCGCAAAAGACUUUUAUCUGGAUGGAGAUGCGGCAACAUGUCACAACUACAGAAGUUAAAGUCUGGCUCUCAGAAGCGAAAGGAAAAGAAAGAGAGGGAGAAAAAACAAAAAGAAGGAAGUCAGGUUCUGACUAACUUCUUUACAAAGAAAGAAACUGUCACAGAAAGUGGACCAGCAGCAACAACCCCCUCAUCCUCCUCUGAUGCAGACUUGAGACAAGAUAUGCAGCAGCUUUCUGUCCCGGAACCUGAACAGAUUAAAGAGGAACAGGAGCUCUGGACCAAUCUGGAGGAAGAGCAGCUCAAAGGACUGCAGUCUGAAACUACAGACUACACGUUCACUUCUACCAGUGUGAAACAUGACUGUGAUCAAGAAGGCUUUUCUGAAUGUUUACAUCUUGACCAAACUGUUAAAGUGGAGAACAGAGAAGGAGACUCUCUACCCACCAACACAACCGAGGAGCAAAUCAAAGCAGAGCCUGAUCGACAAGACUAUGCAGCAUCAGAACCAGGCAGUGACUCUCAGCCUCUCUCUGUUGUAGCUCCAGACUGUCCUACAGCUCAGAGUUUGGAGGAGGAACAUGGAGGAGAGCUGCUUAUUCGAAACAGAACACAAAACAAUGAGGCUCCGCCAAGGUAUAUGUUGCGUUACAGAAGACAAACACUACAUCAGUGUCUAAUAUGUUACAAAACUUUUAGUGUAAAGAGGGAUUUGGUUUAUCAUGCAAGGAAACACACAGGAAAGAAACGAUAUCAGUGUCAACAAUGUAAAAAACAGUUUAAUAAGAGUUCUAUUCUGGUUGUGCACAUGAGAACACACACAGGAGAGAAACCUUUUCAAUGUCAGGAGUGCAGCAAAGGCUUUUCUCAAAGGCAAUAUCUGAUACAACACACAAGGACACACACAGGAGAGAAACCUUUUCAAUGUCAGGAAUGUAACAAACACUUCACUCAAAAAGGUAGUCUGGUUACACACAUGCAGAGACAUUUAUAUGCACCGUAUAAAUGUCAAGAAUGUAACGAAAAGUUCAAAUGGAAGUCACAAUUGGUUGUGCACAUGAGGAAACACACAGGAGAGAAACCGUAUCAAUGUCAGGAAUGUAACAAAAUGUUCAAAUUGAAGUCACAAUUGGUUCUGCACAUGAGGACACACACAGGAGAGAAACCUUUUCAAUGUCAGGAGUGCAGCAAACGGUUCAGUAAGAAGGGUAAUCUGGUUGUGCACAUGAUGUCACACACAGGGGAGAAACCUUAUCAAUGUCAAGAAUGUAACAAAAUGUUCAAAUUGAAGUCAUAUUUGGUUAUGCACAUGAGGUCACACACAGGAGAGAAACCUUAUCAAUGUCAGGAGUGCAGCAAAGCCUUUGCUCGAAGUCGUUCUCUGUAUAAACACAAGACAACACACAGGAGAGAAACUGCAUCAGUAACCACAAUGUAACAGAUCUUUUGCUGGGUGGUUGAGUAGGGGUGGGCAGUAUACCGGUAUGAAUGCUAUCGUGAUAUCCUUUCUCGCGUCAGCCCUCACUGAUGCAAGAAAGUAGGCCACAUAACUUUAUUCGUACAGCGUGAAUUAAUGUAAAAUACU
Hypomesus transpacificus is the source of this 2003-nucleotide messenger RNA. RefSeq names its product oocyte zinc finger protein XlCOF20-like. Gene Ontology annotation, molecular function: RNA polymerase II cis-regulatory region sequence-specific DNA binding; DNA-binding transcription factor activity, RNA polymerase II-specific. Bases 378 to 1856 code for a protein of 492 amino acids. The record is from RefSeq and is a predicted model, not a curated record. Gene Ontology annotation, biological process: regulation of transcription by RNA polymerase II. The transcript has 3 exons. NCBI's taxonomy places the organism in Eukaryota, Metazoa, Chordata, Actinopteri, Osmeriformes, Osmeridae. Gene Ontology annotation, cellular component: transcription regulator complex; PcG protein complex.